Molecule: messenger RNA, 3377 nt
Organism: Equus caballus (horse)
Lineage: Eukaryota; Metazoa; Chordata; Mammalia; Perissodactyla; Equidae
Source: RefSeq, a predicted model, not a curated record
CAGGAAAUGCGGUUUCUUUCUCCCUUCUCGCUAGAUAGAGCGAACGCUGGGAAGUUUCUGAGAAGUACUCAAGCUAACUCGAUAUUGGCGGGGUUCCACGUCCCCUUUCAAGUGAUAAUAGACUCCGCCUUCCUCCAGGUUCAUUCGAGGAGAAAGGAAAAGGUUGGGGUGGAGGCGAAAAGAAGCCCUGUUAUGGUCAACUAGCCAUUAGCUCCGCCUCAGGAAACAGCAGACUUUGUGCGCCAGAGCAUAAAACAUAUUUCUUGCAGGAACGUGCAAAGAUUUAGAAAUGGCCUUCAGUGGAGUCACUUGUGCGGGCGAGAGGUCGGGACGGGCGUUUUCCCCUAAGCAGGCGCCCAGCGCAAUUGGGGGCGUUGGUGACUGGAGCUAUUAUCCAGCCGCGCUGUUAGCUGCCGGACCUCCAGGACUCGAAGAGCACCAGACCUGAGUUCUCUGGUUUGAGUUUCCCACAAAAAUGCGGUCAGACCAAAAACUCUUGUUCUACAGAUACGAAAACAGCCCCGAAACUUUUUUUCUCCCACACGCUCACUCUCCUCUCCUCCUCCCUCCGCAUUUUGUGCUUUGCUUCACGAGUGACAUAUUCGAUUAGAAUGCCAACUCUGCAAAAUCCCAGGACCUAAAGACAACUGAAGUCCUCAGGAGACAGAAGACGAAAACAUCGCAACCUCUACUGCACGUCCCUAUUUUCCCCAAGCUUUAAAAAAAAACAAAAAAAAAAACCCUGCCGUCGCCGCGCGAUGCAUGCUAGGAUGAGUAGUUCCCCCAACCAGCGAAGCGCACGGUCACAGCGGAGCUCCGCUUGAGUCCCCUGCAGAGAACUACAAUCCCCGUGGUGCCCUGCGGCAGAGUGGACGGGACCGGACGGGAGAGGGCGCUUCGCGCUUGCGCAGGUCGAGGACUUGGAGAGAGGCGGAGGCGCAGUGGUCCAACUACUGAAGAGUCUCCAUGUGACAGUGAGCGGGGUCCCAGCUGCAGGCGCCGCCCGGCUCUAGCUCCCGACCCCAAGCCCUGUCCACUGACCCGGCGCCUGCAGACACCAGCAGGCCGGGGACAGUUGGUGUUGGGCCGUGCCUUCGGAGGACUUGAGGUGCAGAGGGAACUGCCGCCGCCGGGCAGGUGCCUGAGGGACCCGCCGAGAGCCCGGCGUCUGCGGGGAGAGACGGAGCGGACUUUCUGUCGGCGCCGGCGCCCCUGAGCGCCCAGGCAUGAACGGCUUCACGCCGGAGGAGAUGAGCCGCGGCGGGGACGCGGCCGCCGCAGUAGCCGCCGUGGUCGCUGCUGCCGCCGCCGCCGCCGCCGCCGCCGCUUCGGCGGCGGGGAACGGGGCCGGGGCGGGGGCCGGGGCUGAGGUACCCGGCGCCGGGGCGGUCUCCGCGGCCGGGGCCCCGGGAGCGGCCGGGCCGGGCCCGGGACAGCUGUGCUGUCUGCGGGAGGACGGUGAGCGGUGCGGCCGGGCAGCGGGCAACGCCAGCUUCAGCAAGAGGAUCCAGAAGAGCAUCUCCCAGAAGAAGGUGAAGAUCGAGCUGGAUAAGAGCGCAAGGCAUCUUUACAUUUGUGAUUAUCAUAAAAACUUAAUUCAGAGUGUUCGAAACAGAAGAAAGAGAAAAGGGAGUGAUGAUGAUGGAGGAGAUUCACCUGUUCAAGAUAUUGAUACUCCAGAGGUUGAUUUAUACCAAUUACAAGUAAAUACACUUAGGAGAUACAAAAGACACUUCAAACUACCAACCAGACCAGGACUCAAUAAAGCACAGCUUGUUGAGGUGAAUAAAGUACAAAGAAUGAGUGGGAGGACUUGCCCACAGGAGCAACAAAGACUAAGAAGACCUCUUGUGGAACCGUGGUUUAUAUUGCUCCAGAGACCAUCUGUCUCUUUGAGGCGGCUUCUGGAGCCUCCCAAAGUAAAACUUUUAUAUGUGGCUUCAAUCCUUCUGGAGUCACUGAGGGUGGUUGUGUGGGGAGAAGAGGAGCUGGUUUCAAACUUCACAGGUCCCUCCCAGGAGAGAGUGAAACUUAUGAAAGCAGACUCUACUGUGGAGUCUCCAGUGAGGCCCUUGAGGAGACAGCAGAAUUAUCAAGGAGCUAUUGUGUAAGCUGUUGAGCAGAUGCUGCUACAACUACAGGGAGAGAACUGCGUCUGAGAGGCAUUCGUCCUGGAAUGCAGUUCCAAAGGUAUGGUGCACUUGGGAACUCCUAGGAUUCCCAGACAGGCAGCCAUGGCUAUGAUGGGGAUCGUAGAGGCAGUCUUCUUGCUCAGAAACUUUUAGUCAGAAUGGCAAAUGCAAGACCUCUUUUGCCUCGGCAUAGAGAGUAAGGCACCCAUGGGCAGUGCUGGACUUUUUCACAGCAUUUAUACAUAGAGGUUGUAAGUACCCUGAAUAACAUGAUCUUUAAAUAUGACAGAAAUAAAGUCAGAAAAAUGAACAUCAGGAGAGAAGCAUGUCAAGGGAAAUUAUCUAGUUUUAGGAGCCCAUGGAAUAUUUAGAUUAAAUGAUAAUGUUAACAUGAAAAUAAACUUUGUCAGAAAAAAUUGGACAAGAAGGAACUUGAAACUAACCACAUUAGUUUCCUGGCAGUCUAAAAGAGGCAUUGGACUGACAGCAAAUAGAAUCGUGGCCCAGAUCCCAACAAUAAUUUUGUGGUUUAUUGGAAACAACCCACUUAUCUAACCUAGAAAGAUCAAGAGAUUAAGUGUGCCUGUGUGUGUUCUUUUGUAGAUCCUGAGGUAUUGCCCUUAGUUUCCCAAGGUUGUUUCACAGGAAAAAGCAUCUGAUUGGUUUGUAAUGAUAACAGUAAUAGCAAUGAUACAAGUAAUAAUAAUGACAUUGCCAAGUGUGCUAAACACUUUAGAAAUGUUGGCUCAUUUAAUCCAAGCAACACUCUUUUAUGAGGUAAUUUUUCAGAUGGGGGAACUGAGGCUCAAAAAGAUUAGGCAACUUGGCCAAGAUCACACAGCUGGUAAGUAGUAGAGGGGAAACUGGAAAGCAAGACAAAACUGUGCUCUUAGCCGAUUACCUGAAUAAAUAGUAAAAGGAGUAGAAUGAAGGAUUGGAGAAUCCAAAAUAACAAUACUAUUCAAAAUGUUCGUAGCCCAUAAUUUGAGUGUAAAUGAACCGUACAUACUCUCUGUGACUCGGAGAGCAAUCACUCUCUUAAUGUGCCUCCUCAAUCUAUUUUAAUUGUUAAUACUCGGCUUGAAAAAUUCUUCCUUGGGCAUGUAAAUUUAAAUUAGCUAAAUAGAGUCUCCUACAAAGUCACAUAUGGAAAACUGCCAAAAUGUCAGUCCUUUGGAUAGAGUUUCUUUUUCUUUUAUCUAUCUAUCUAUCUAUCUAUCUAUUUUUACUCUCCUUUUUGGCUGA